This is a messenger RNA of Paralichthys olivaceus (Japanese flounder), 3159 nucleotides long. The record is from RefSeq and is a predicted model, not a curated record. Lineage: Eukaryota; Metazoa; Chordata; Actinopteri; Pleuronectiformes; Paralichthyidae.
GCAGAAUACGGAUUACUGACGCCGCACCUGGCAACCCCAUAGCUCAUUCAGACCUCAACUAUAAACAAGCGGAACACUCUCUCAGGUCAGUCAGUUCAUCUGGGUCAGUCAGUCCAUCUGAGGUUCUCCCCUUACAUCAGUGUGAUGACGGUGACCUGACCCAUGGACCUCAGCAGUGUCAGCACAGUGAGAGAGUCACGUCUGGAGCUAGAUCAUGAAUGACAAACUAGUGUUUUUGGGCCUGCUGUACUUUGUCCAGGGAAUCCCCUACGGCCUCCAGUCUUCACUGCUCCCUGUCUACCUGCGUGGAGCUGGUCACUCCCUCACCCGCAUCGGCUUCACCAAGAUCCUCUACUUCCCCUGGGUCCUCAAGGUGCUCUGGGCUCCACUGGUGGACCGGUUUAGCACAAAGCGUCACUGGCUGGUGGGGACAGUGUCUGGCCUGGCUCUGACAUGCCUCUCCAGUGCUGCCUUGGCCCCAGAAGCGCAUAUCUGGGGAGUAGCAGGAACCCUGUUGGCCAUGAACACCCUGGCCUCUGUCCAGGACAUUGCUGUAGAUGGAGCAGCGGUGGGGUUGCUGAAAGGCCGUGGGGAGCUGGGGCUGGGCAAUUCGGCUCAGGUCGUGGGCUACAAAGCUGGGUCGGUGUUCGCUGGCGGUGGACUGCUGGCGGUGAUUGACGUGGCUGGAUGGAGCUGGAUGUUUAUGCUGCUGACGUUUGUGUACGCAGGGGUGGCUCUGUUUGUGUGGGGGACCCCUGUGCUGGAUGAUGAGACUUUGAGGGGCCAGCAGGCUGAAGCCAGCAGAAGGGGAGGGCAGGGAAUUGAUGCUAUGAAGCCAUGGAGGGUGUGGAGGAAGAUGCUGGCAGUGCCUGGCACGCCAUGGACAGUCCUGUAUGUCCUGACAUACAAACUGGUUGGUGAGUAUCUCUCUGAUAUUUGUCUUGUGUACUGCUCUUUCCUCAGCAUCGGGGCUCUGAUGCGACGUGUGUUUGUGUUGCGAACCAUCAGCAUGGUCUUCCAGAGCUCUCUGCUCACUGUGCUGGAACCAUCACCACUCAUGAAAGGUAUGGCCAUCCUCAGCAUGAGCGUUCAACACUUCCUGGGUGGUCUCAUCACCACGCUCACCUUUACAACUAUGAUGCAUUGCACUCAGAGGGCAGAGGAAAGCAUUCAGGCGACUCACUACAGUUUCUUGGCGACACUGGAGGUGCUGGGGAAGCUGACGUUCAGCGCUCUGGCUGGAGGUGUGGUGGAUUGGUUUGGGUUCCAAGUUGCCUUCCUCUUCUUCCUCACCCUUUCUGCUGGGACGGCCCUGCAUGUGUGGACGGCUACUUUCACUGGUGCUCUCAGGGAACACCAGCUCAAAGAACAGCCCAAAUGAGAUCAGGGUGAAAGUUUGUGAUACGGGGGUAUAUGCAGGUGCUAACGUGUAGACACCUCACAGGUCCCAUUUAAUAUACUCCUCAUGACUUUAGUAAAUCAUCUAAGUACAGAAGAACAAGUUAGAUUUCCUUUUUUCUAUGUUGAAGGAGAAAUCAGCCAUUUGCUCCUUUACUCUAGUACAGAGCAUAACUUUGAUUUAUUUCACUUUAAACUGGCCUUACAUUUUAUGUUGCAACAUCUGGAAAAGUCUUAAUAUUUACAGUAGGGUUAGCAUGUUGUUAGCAGAGUUUUUUUUGUAUAGGAUUCAUGCAGUCAGCAGAUGAACUGAUGGGGUUUAAUGUGCUGAGCAGUGAUGUACAGUCAUACUGUACGAGGGUGUUAGGAAAUAUAAACAGUUUUUCAUGAUCUGAGCCAUGUUUCAUGUUUUGAUAAGCCAGCAAUAAGACCUGUAGCCAAAAGCAAUAUCACAACUCUCUGAUGCUUCUUCUAUCAUUUUGUGCUUUGUAUGAAUAUGUGCUUCAUUCCCAUGAGUUCUAUGGUUUACAGUUCUAAAGGUCUGAAUGCACCCAAAUGCAUCCUGAAUGUGUCCUGAGAUCCAAUCAAUCACUCAGACCCUAUUUGGAAGAGGUCUGGGACGCAUGUGGCCACAGUCUUCUCGCUGUGUGAACCAAAAUCCACACAAGGCCACAUAUGAGGGACCAGCCACUCAGCUGGCGUCUCUGACCCGCUACAGUUUAAAUGUAUUUUUGCUCUACUCAGUGUCCAUACGUUGAUUUGUUGAUUUCUGCCACAAUAUCAACACAGAUUACCACAUAAUGACUGAUAUUUUUUCUUAGAUUCGAAUUUAACUUGGUUGACUUAUGGUCAGAUCUCUCAGGAUGGAUGUUAACACCGGGUCUGAACAGGGCCUUUGUUUUUUUUAGCUGGUAGCCAAUGUAAAUCUUCAGUUACUGUCUGUUUUACAAAAGAACAUUUCAGCUGUUGAAUGAAGAACACUUAUUCUGUUAAACCAGUCACUGAAUUUCCAGAGUAAAAUCCUGCUUUAUUUUACAGGUCUCACCUUUUCUAGCUUUAUUAACCUGAAAAUUGAGCUCGUAUUUAGCUGUAAAUUGUUGUUUCAAGAAAGGCUAAUGCAAUAUAUGGUGCUGAUUAUACAGGAGACGGAGGAAGUGUUAGUUGCCUUUGUAUAAAAAAAAAAGCUGGAUUAUUGCUGGAAAAUAUUGGAGCUGUAAACUAAAGUGUAACCAAAAUCCCUUUGAACAGAGCAGGUCGACCCUGACAGUGAACUUACUUCUAUUUAGGAAACCUCAGCCUUACACACUGCAUGGUGCCAUCUUGUCUCCGUUUUUUUACUCAUUGACGAAAACAAAACAGCUCUCAAAGUAUUAUAAAAUAUACUGUAACUCUCAUGGUACUGUAUACUACAGAAAGUAAUUUCCUUAAAUUAUGCUUAAAAUAUGAAUAAAACAGCAGCACAGAAUGUUUCAUUUUCACCACAUUCUGGGAGAAUGAAAUGUAAUAAUUUAUGCAGGUGAAUGUAAUAGUAGAAAAUAAGUCAUUAGAUCUAAAUUAAUUGUUAAUUGUGCUGACAGGAGACAGGCAGCUGAGAUGAGGACAGAUCGAUCUGAGCAAGUUUAGUAGAAUAACACAGCUGGUCACUUGCUGUCGACUACAUAAUAAAUAAAGUGAUGUCAUGGUCAUCCACAUGUUGCAAAGCACAUCUCUUGUCUCUCAGCUACUGUGUCGCCUGAGAUUUGCACAAGAAAAUAAAGCUGC